AUGGACUAUACAGCAAGUGUGAGUGCCAGUGACAUCUGGGCUUCUUAUGGGCAUACAGAAGAAGGAAAAGUCAUAUCUUUUAUUCAGCUGAUUAAAGAAAAAUUUGAACUAAAUAUUGUGCUGGAUACAGGGAAUGUGAGUAUAGGAACUAUACCUAAUAAAGAAGAUAGAUUAUUUCUAAAUUCUGAUAAUUGUGUAAAUGAAAACUUUUUCUUUUCAGAUAAUGUGGAUGCAGGUGAUCUUAAGCAGUUUUUUGAGACCAACUAUUCACAGAUAUAUUUCAUCUUCUAUGAAAAUUUUAUAACACUGGAAAAUAGUUUAAAAUUAAAAGGGAAUAAUAAGUCACAAAGGGAGGAGCUGGACUCCAUCCUCUUUCUUUUUGAAAAAAUACUGCAGUUUCUACCUGAGCGAAUUUUCUUUCGAUGGCAUUACCAGAGUAUAGGCUCAACUUUAAAGAAGCUUCUACACACUGGAAAUUCUAUUAAGAUAAGAUGUGAAGGAAUCAGGUUGUUAUACAGUCCUCCAUCAAGGUCAUUUAGGUUUAUGAGUCACAUGAUGCCUCCCAGUCUUGUUGCUACUGUUGGUGGUGGAGCAGUACAAGAGAGGGUGCCAGAGUUGGAUAACAGUGGGCCAACAGAGCAGGACAAAAACCAUUCUAACAGCAGCACCUUGUCUGACCGAAGACUCAGCAACACCAGCCUUUGUAGCAUUGAAGAAGAGUACCGAACAGUGUAUGAAAUGGUGCAGCGGAUUCUCUUGUCAACACGUGGUUAUGUCAAUUUUGUGAAUGAAGUAUUUCGCCAGGCAUUUUUGCUGCCUUCCUGUGAAAUAGCUGUAACAAGAAAAGUAGUUCAAGUGUACAGAAAGUGGAUCCUGCAGGACAAACCUGUGUUCAUGGAGGAACCAGAUAAAAAAGAUGUUGCCCAAGAAGCUGAAAAAUUAGUAUUUUCAGAGACUGACAACAAGGAGGUCUCAUCUGAAAAUUCUGGUCAUAAACGAUCUUCCAGUUGGGGACGCACAUACUCUUUCACAAGUGCCAUGAGCAGAGGAUGUGUGACAGAAGAGGACAAUACAAAUGUGAAAGCUGGUGCCCAGGCUAUGCUGCAGGUAUUUCUGACAAAUGCUGCAAACGUUUUCUUGCUGGAACCAUGUGCUGAAGUUCCCAUGCUCUUAAAAGAACAAGUUGAUGCUUGUAAAGCUGUUUUGAUUAUUUUUAGGCGCAUGAUAAUGGAGCUUACAAUGAAUAAAAAGACAUGGGAGCAGAUGUUGCAAAUACUACUCAGGAUAACAGAAGCUGUCAUGCAGAAGCCAAAGGAUAAACAAAUAAAGGACUUGUUUGCCCAGAGCUUGGCAGGGUUACUAUUUAGGACUCUCAUCGUGGCUUGGAUCCGAGCAAACCUCUAUGUGUAUAUUUCUCGAGAGCUCUGGGAUGACUUUCUUGGUGUGCUGUCCUCCCUCACGGAAUGGGAGGAGCUCAUCAGUGAAUGGGCAAACAUAAUGGACUCUUUGACAGCAGUGCUUGCAAGAACUGUUUACGGAGUUGAAAUGACAAACCUACCUCUGGAUAAAUUAAGUGAACAAAAGGAGAAGAAGCAACGAGGCAAAGGCUGUGUUAUAGAUUCUCAGAAAGGAACAACUGUGGGGAGAUCUUUUUCUCUCAGCUGGCGGAGCCACCCAGAUGUGACUGAGCCAAUGCGAUUUAGGAGUGCCACCACUUCUGGAGCACCAGGAGUUGAAAAGGCAAGGAAUAUUGUUCGCCAGAAAGCAACUGACGUGGAGGAGUGUCAACAGUCAGAAAAUGUACCCGUAGCUGAGUCUGGUCAUCUCAUGGUGGGACAGCAACAGGUCCUCCGGAGCAGCAGCACAUCUGACAUCACUGAGCCACUGUGCUCAGAUUCUUCUCAAGGUCAAAAGGUAGAAAAUGCACAGAAUUUGAGUUCUUCAGAACUCAGGGCCAUUCAGGAGAAUAAAGGACAUGUGAAGAGAGAACAUGAAGGAAUAACAAUCUUAGUUCGAAGAAGCAGUAGCCCUGCUGAAUUGGACUUGAAGGAUGAUCUGCAGCAGACACAAGGAAAAUGUAGGGAAAGGCAGAAGAGUGAUAGUACCAGCAGUGACACAGCUCUGGGCUAUAACAAUGAGGCAGAGCUGUCUAUGAGCCCAUGGCAGACUUGUGAGGAAGACCCAGAACUGAACACUCCCACAGAUGUUGUGGUUGACUCUGAUGCCCGCCAUUGGUUACAACUGAGUCCAACUGAUGCUUCAAACUUAACAGACAGCAGCGAGUGUCUUGCAGAUGACUGUAGUAUAAUUGCUGGAGGGAAUCUCACUGGUUGGCACCCAGAUUCUGCUGCUGUGUUGUGGCGAAGAGUCUUGGGAAUCCUCGGAGACGUGAAUAAUAUCCAGUCACCCAAGAUCCAUGCCAAAGUUUUUGGCUAUCUCUAUGAACUCUGGUACAAAUUAGCAAAGAUACGGGAUAAUCUAGCAAUAAGCCUGGAUAACCAGUCUUCUCCAUCUCCUCCAGUCUUGAUCCCACCACUCAGAAUGUUUGCAUCAUGGCUAUUUAAGGCAACGACACUGCCAAAUGAAUACAAGGAAGGCAAACUGCAAGCCUACAGGCUGAUCUGUGCCAUGAUGACCAGACGCCAGGACGUUCUGCCAAACUCAGAUUUCCUGGUGCAUUUUUACCUCGUGAUGCACCUGGGAUUAACCAGCGAGGACCAGGAUAUUUUAAAUACCAUUAUAAGGCACUGUCCACCGCGCUUUUUCUCCCUGGGUUUGCCUGGAUUCUCAAUGCUGGUGGGAGACUUUAUCACGGCUGCAGCAAGGGUCCUUAGUACAGACAUGUUGGCGGCACCUCGUGCAGAAGCUCUCACCAUCCUGGGUUCCCUGGUGUGCUUUCCAAAUACCUACCAGGAGAUCCCUUUACUACAGUCAGUGCCGGAAGUGAAUGAGGUCAUUACAGGAACUGAAGAUGUCAAGCAUUACCUCAUAAAUAUUUUACUGAAGAAUGCCACAGAAGAACCAAAUGAAUGUGCAAGAUGCAUCGCCAUUUGCUCACUUGGGAUCUGGAUCUGUGAAGAGCUUGCACAGUGUACCAGCCAUCCUCAGGUGAAAGAAGCCAUCAAUGUGAUAGGUGUAACUUUGAAGUUUCCUAACAAAAUUGUGGCUCAGGUAGCCUGUGAUAUUCUUCAGUUGCUGGUUUCCUACUGGGAAAAACUUCAGAUGUUUGAAACCUCUCUGCCUCGGAAAAUGGCAGAAAUCCUUGUGGCUACAAUUGCUUUCCUAUUACCAAGUGCUGAGUACUCUUCAGUGGAAACAGAUAAGAAGUUUAUUGUAUCCUUACUCCUCUGCCUCUUGGACUGGUGCAUGGCAUUGCCAGUGAAUACCCUUCUCCAUCCUGUGUCCACAGUGGUCCUGGAGGAGCAGCACCCAUCCCGGGCCCCCUUGCUGGAUUAUAUCUAUAGGGUUCUGCACUGCUGUGUUUGUGGCUCAAGCACAUAUACCCAACAAAGUCACUAUACACUGACUCUGGCUGACUUGUCAUCCACGGAUUAUGACCCCUUUCUGCCACUGGCAAACGUGAAGAGCUCUGAGCCAGUUCAGUAUCAUUCAUCAGCAGAACUGGGGAACCUGCUGACUGUUGAAGAAGAGAAAAGGCGAAGAAGUGUGGAACUGAUCCCUCUGACUGCCCGAAUGGUGAUGGCCCACCUGGUGAACCACCUGGGUCACUACCCUCUGAGCGGAGGCCCAGCUGUGCUGCAUAGCCUUGUCAGUGAGAACCACGACAAUGCCCACGUGGAAGGCACUGAGCUGUCUUCUGAGGUGUUCAGGAGCCCCAACCUGCAGCUGUUUGUAUUUAAUGACAGUACCCUCAUUUCCUACCUUCAGACACCUGCAGAAGGACCUGGGGGUGCCCUCUCAGAUGUGAGAGUUAUUGUGAGGGAUAUAUCAGGGAAGUACUCUUGGGAUGGAAAAGUUUUAUAUGGACCUCUGGAGGGAUGCUUAGCACCCAAUGGAAGAAAUCCCUUAUUUCUAAUUUCGGGCCACCAUCAUCACACAUUUGGACCUCAGAAAGAUCAUUCCCAAAUCGAAGAAGGAGAUGAUGUCCUUGACAAACUACUUGAAAACAUUGGCCACACUAGUCCCGAAUGCCUUUUACCAUCACAGCUAAAUCUAAAUGAGCCCUCCCCACCCCCAUAUGGCAUGAACCGUGAGCAAGAAAAGGAAAUCAUUGAGGUCAUUUUGCGCCAGAGUGCACAGGAAGACGAAUAUGUUCAGAGGUGUAACUCUGAUUCUUCAAUGAAAGUUACCAGCCAAGGGCAACCCUCGCCAGUGGAGCCCCGAGGGCCUUUUUAUUUCUGCAGGUUGUUACUCGAUGAUUUGGGAAUGAAUUCUUGGGAUAGAAGGUUAGACUGUCACUGCUAUGCAUGCUGUUUUGCAAAUGCAUUUGUCUCCUUAACCGAUUACUUCAGCUAUGAAGAGAGAGCGCUGUAUCUCGAAGCAAUAAUUCAGAACCACCGAGAAGUCAUGACAUUUGAGGAUUUCGCAGCUCAAGUCUUUUCUCCCUCUCCCAGCUACUCCCUCAGUGGAACGGGGGCCUUGGCCUCCAUCUUGAGUGCUGACCUCAAAGAGUCCCUUGGUGUGGAGGAGACAGACCAGACUCCCCUGCCCUUUUCCCUUGGCUCCAAACCCAGAGACUUCAGGAAACUCCAUGACUGUGCCAGCGUUCUCAGCAAGCUUUCGUAUCACUGGAUCCUCGAAGUCAAAGGUGGAUCCCACUGAACUAUUUCAUGUGGAUCUUUCAAGUGGGGCUAUGUCAUCUCAUCCUAAAACUUCUCAAACCUCCAGCUUCCAAAAAAGAGAAAGUCAUCAACAACCAGAAACAAACCUGCUGUCUCUGAUUUACUCUGGUGUUUGCUCACUUUCAGGGAGGGGGCAGAGGGAAGUUGACUUCUGAACCCCAAGCUGGUUACCCUCAUUUAUAAACCCAAGCAAGAUUCCCAGAGGGCAGCAAAACAAUUGUGGAAUUGUGGAAUUUUCUCUGUAUCAAUUUUGUGAGUUCACCUUAUGUUAUGAUUUAUGGUUUACUCAAAAAUUUCAUCAUCAUUGAAAUUGGCUUUCCCAGGGGUCUUUAGCCCAGGAGUUUUCUCUCAGUUGUGAAGUCUUUUGCCAUCUUAUACCUAAGGUCCACUCACUGAGGUGAUUUUUCUGACCACUCAGAGGACUCCCAAAUCAUAAUUCUGAUCCUAUCCCAGAACACUCAGAAGUCUCUAGAAAUUCAAGGUCCUAUCCUGUGAGACGGACGUCCUAUCUUGUAAGACAAGAAGAAACCCCAGGGUUAGUCCCACAUCCUUACAAAAGGCAAGUGCCAGUGUCUGGUGCCACAGUGAGGUAGAUGGAGACUCUACAAAGUCCAGAUGCCUCCAAAGCUUCACCUUCAUUUUCCCUCCUGGCUAUUACUCAAAGAGGGCCAAGACAGGCCUUGGAAAUGCUUCUUGUCAUGCAGAUUGCAAGCAAGAGAUUUAUUUGAUCCAUAUUUUUUUUACCCAUUUGGACUUGUUAAAAAAGAUAAUAAAGGGAAGAGAAAGAAAAUAAGGAAGAAGAGAAGGAAA
Messenger RNA from Ictidomys tridecemlineatus (thirteen-lined ground squirrel), 5612 nucleotides. The record is from RefSeq and is a predicted model, not a curated record. NCBI's taxonomy places the organism in Eukaryota, Metazoa, Chordata, Mammalia, Rodentia, Sciuridae.